UCUUUGCCUUCCCAGUUCCCAUCUCGCCGGCCGCCGCACCCUCUUGCCCCUCCUCGCGUAUACUGCUACUGGACAUCCGAACUCGGGCUGAGUUGCUCUCUCCUCGGUAAGGAAGCCCUAACUUGCUUGGAUGGAUUGUUUCAAGAGUUAUUUUUGUUGCGGUUGCAAGAGCAGACAUGGGAGAAGGUGGAGAAGAGAAGUCGUUCAAUUUCCUUCAGGUUUUGUGCGAGGGCAGCAUAGCUGGAGGAACGGCCGGUGUUGUGGUGGAAACAGCCCUGUACCCAAUUGAUACAAUAAAAACCAGGCUUCAGGCUGCUCGAGGUGGAAGCCAAAUUGAAUGGAGAGGCUUGUAUUCUGGAUUAGCUGGAAAUCUCGCUGGUGUUCUCCCGGCUUCUGCAAUAUUUGUGGGAGUAUAUGAACCGACUAAAAGAAAACUAUUGGAGAGACUUCCUGAAAAUUUGAGUGCUAUUGCCCAUUUUACUGCAGGGGCCAUUGGCGGUAUUGCUGCUUCUCUCGUCCGUGUCCCCACAGAGGUAGUCAAACAAAGAAUGCAAACUGGUCAAUUCAAGUCUGCUCCUGAUGCUGUUCGCCUCAUUGUUGCUAAAGAAGGAUUUAAAGGGCUCUAUGCUGGUUAUGGCUCCUUUCUACUUCGAGAUCUGCCGUUUGAUGCCAUUCAGUUCUGCAUAUAUGAGCAGCUUCGAAUUGGUUACAAACUUAUGGCAAAGAGGGAGUUGAAGGAUCCAGAGAAUGCACUUAUUGGUGCUUUUGCUGGCGCCAUUACCGGAGCUAUAACAACACCCCUUGAUGUUUUGAAGACAAGAUUGAUGGUUCAGGGACAGGGAAACCAGUACUCUGGAAUCGUAAGCUGUGCUCAGACAAUUCUGAGAGAGGAAGGCCCUAAGGCAUUCUUGAAGGGCAUUGAGCCACGGGUGCUCUGGAUUGGCAUUGGCGGGUCCAUUUUCUUUGGCGUGUUGGAGAAAACCAAGUCGAUGCUAGAGGAGAGGAGGAAGAACAAACCGCAGGCUCCAGAUGCCAAGUCCGGAGUCAAGGACGAAUGAGUGAAUCAGUUGAUUGAUUUAUGCUGCAUCCUUUUUUCUUUCCUGUAACUAAAUGUUCUACAGAAAAGAUGAACAGAAUAAACAUUUUAACCUCGUUCAUUACAGAGAUUGUUGGUUUGA
Messenger RNA from Phragmites australis (common reed), 1178 nucleotides. RefSeq names its product S-adenosylmethionine carrier 1, chloroplastic/mitochondrial-like. Bases 177 to 1058 code for a protein of 293 amino acids. Gene Ontology annotation, biological process: transmembrane transport. Lineage: Eukaryota; Viridiplantae; Streptophyta; Magnoliopsida; Poales; Poaceae. The record is from RefSeq and is a predicted model, not a curated record. Gene Ontology annotation, cellular component: mitochondrial inner membrane. Gene Ontology annotation, molecular function: S-adenosyl-L-methionine transmembrane transporter activity. The transcript has 12 exons.